Messenger RNA from Erythranthe guttata (spotted monkey flower), 2770 nucleotides. The record is from RefSeq and is a predicted model, not a curated record. NCBI's taxonomy places the organism in Eukaryota, Viridiplantae, Streptophyta, Magnoliopsida, Lamiales, Phrymaceae.
UGCAAUCACGGCCCAAUUGGAGAAGCUAUCGAAGCAAGUAGCGGCUUUGCAGACACAGCAAGUCCAUGCAGUCCAAGCUCCCGAUCAAGGCGUAGACGAAACGGAGUCGAUAAAUUAUGUGAAUGACGCCAACCGACAACACAGAAACCCGUACUCCAACACGUAUAAUCCGGGAUGGAAGGAUCACCCUAAUUUUGGGUGGGGAGGAAAUCAGCAGGGACAAAGGCAAGCACCCCCUCAAGGCCAACCGCCUAAUUAUUCACGACCAGCGCCCGGAUUCCAAAAUCAACCGCAAGCACCACCUCAAGGCGGAGACCUCGCAAAUAUUUUGGCCCAAUUUAUGACGACCACCCAAGCUUCCAUUCGAAAUUUGGAAACACAGAUGGGCCAAUUUGCGACCCAAUUGAACGCGAGGCCAGCCGGUACACUACCGUCCAAUACGGAAGACCCUCGAAAGGGCACCAACGAGCAGUGCAAAGCCGUAAGUUUGAGGAAUGGAAGACAAUUAGAAGAAGUGGCAAAGAAGGCAACAAGCAAGGAUGGAGAGGAGCAACAAGAAAAAGAAGCAGAGAUUCUGACAGAUUCACCAGGUGAAAAAAGGGUCGUUGCUCCUAAGCCGACCCCUCAGGUACCUUAUCCUCAACGCCAGAUAAAGGCGAAAAAUGAGUCGUAUUACAAAAGUUUUCUUGAGCAAUUGAAUGAAUUACAUAUUAAUAUUCCUUUUACUCGAGCGCUUGAACUAAUGCCUCAUUGGGUGAAAUUUUUGAAAGACAUGGUAUCAAAGAAACGAAAAUUCGGUGAACAUGAGAUGAUAGCGUUAACCGAACAAUGCAGUGCCAUUCUUACGCGCCCAAUUCCACCAAAGCUUGGAGACCCGGGUAAGUUUACGAUUCCAGUCGCUAUCGGAGGUAAGUUCUUUGCAAAAUCUCUCAUAGAUUUAGGUGCAAGUAUUAAUCUCAUGCCUUUCUCGGUUUUUCAAAGUUUGGGAUUAGGAGAUAUAAAAUUGGUAUCUGUGACGUUACAGUUAGCCGAUAGAUCACUCAUAUACCCAAAGGGAAUAGUAGAGGAUGUGUUAGUUAAAGUAGAUAAAUUCAUCUUUCCUGCAGAUUUUGUAGUUCUUGAUAUGGAAGAAGAUAAAGAAAUUCCCUUGAUUUUGGGAAGACCUUUUUUGAGAACGGGUAGAACUAUAAUUGAUGUGUAUAACGGAAUUUUAUCUAUGUCUUUGGGGGAUGAAACGAUUAAAUUUGAUGUUUUCCGUACAAUGAAACACCCUCAAGAGGUUGAUGAAUGCUUUGCUUUUGAUGUGUUAGAUCAAUUGAAUUUUGAUUUUGUUGAACCUUUAAUUGCGGAUCCGUUGGAAGCAUCUUUGUGUGUAGGAACAUCAGUUGAAGAAGAAGAAGUGACGGAACAAUUAUGUUGGUUGGAUUCGGCAAAGCCGUUGCCAAGACCACGCUUUGAGAGUUUGGAGACAGAGAUCCCGUUAUCUGUCACUUUUAAGCCUUCAGUGAUCGAACCUCCGAAACUUGAGCUUAAAGUUUUACCAUCUCAUUUAAAAUAUAUGUAUCUUGGAGCUCAUGAGACCUUACCUGUUAUUAUUUCUUCAUCUUUGACAGGUCUACAGGAAAAGAGACUUUUGGAGGUAUUGCGAGAGCAUAAGCUAGCACUUGGAUGGACAAUCGCCGACAUCAAGGGCAUAAGUCCAACUUUUUGCAUGCACAAGAUCAUAUUGGAGGAGAGCCAUAAAUCUUCGGUGGAACAACAGAGGCGAUUGAACCCCAUCAUGAAGGAAGUUGUGAAGAAAGAAAUCAUCAAGUGGCUAGACGCAGGUAUUAUUUUUCCUAUCUCCGAUAGUGCGUGGGUUAGUCCGGUACAAUGUGUACCCAAGAAGGGGGGAAUGACUGUUAUAAAAAACGAAAAAAAUGAAUUAAUCCCUUCUAGGACAGUAACGGGUUGGCGAAUUUGCAUGGAUUAUAGAAAAUUGAAUAAAGCCACUCGAAAAGAUCACUUCCCGUUGCCCUUUAUUGAUCAAAUGCUUGAUAGGCUAGCUUGUCAAGAAUUUUAUUGUUUUUUAGAUGGGUAUUCCGGUUAUAACCAAAUUGCCAUAGCUCCCGAGGACCAAGAUAAAACCACUUUUACUUGUCCUUUUGGUACCUUUGCUUUUAGACGAAUGCCUUUUGGUUUGUGCAAUGCUCCUGCUACUUUUCAACGUUGCAUGAUGGCAAUUUUUACGGACAUGGUUGAAUGUGGUCUUGAAAUUUUUAUGGAUGAUUUUUCUGUUUUCGGUGAUACGUAUGACACUUGUCUCCAAAUACUGGCUAAGGUUCUUCGCAGGUGUGAAGAAACAAACUUGGUGCUCAACUGGGAAAAGUGCCACUUUAUGGUGCAAGAGGGGAUUGUGCUAGGACACAAGGUGUCAAAGAAGGGGUUAGAAGUCGAUCGAGCAAAAAUCGAGACAAUCGAGAAACUACCGCCACCAAUUUCCGUAAAGGGAAUUCGAAGUUUCUUGGGACAUGCGGGAUUCUAUAGGCGGUUCAUCAAAGAUUUCUCCAAGGUGGCCAAACCAUUGUGCAAUUUGUUGGAGAAGGAUAUCAAAUUCGAUUUCAAUGACGAAUGUCUCAAGGCCUUCGACGACUUGAAAACAAGACAUGAAGUUUAUCCCGUAAGAUUAAAGAGUUUAAAAGAUCUCGGGAGGAGGUCGACCUGCCAACUGAAAGAAUUCAACGUUGAAGGGAGCUUAACUAUACAGAGUGGUGGACAUACUGCAAGUUGA